Eurytemora carolleeae is the source of this 3084-nucleotide messenger RNA. RefSeq lists its product as uncharacterized. The record is from RefSeq and is a predicted model, not a curated record. NCBI's taxonomy places the organism in Eukaryota, Metazoa, Arthropoda, Copepoda, Calanoida, Temoridae. The transcript is spliced from 3 exons. Bases 907 to 1899 code for a protein of 330 amino acids.
UUCAAGUACCCCAGCAGAGAUAGGGUUAACAGGCAGAAAGGGUAUUGACACAGGCAGGGGUGUAAUGAUGCGGGUAUUUAUCUUGCCUGGCAACAGUGUACCAUGACAUAGCCUAUUGUGAGAUGAUACCCAACCACUGCACUGUUAAAUACUUGAGAUGAACCUAUAUUUUAGAAUAAAUAAAUAAAUGAAUAAUUAAAUAAAAGAUCAUCCAUCAUUCCGUAGAAAUCAGGGCCAAGACCCCUUCAGAAAUAACCCCCAAAGGAUGGAAAUUAAUGAAAUAUUCAAUUAAUGACACAAGUCUACUAGUGUGAAUUGUAACAUCAGGGUCUAGGCCAGUGACCAAAGACACCUCCCCACUGCUCACAAGUCGCUUGGACUAGUCAAUUUUGGUACUAUGGCAUGUUCAAAUAUAUUUCAGAAAUUGUUUAAUUGAAAUAGAAGUGAUCUUCCAUUCUUCCCCAUCCCAAAAUAUAGAACUAAUAAUAAAAAUAUGGGAUAAAAAAACUAUCCCAACUGUUCUCCUUAAUUGAGUACAAAAAAUGUGCUAAAUAUCGGCAAAAUGUUCAAUAAUUUUUUUAAAACAAAGAAGAAAGAAGUUUGCACAUUUUGCAAAAUAAACAAAGAUAGUCAUUUUCCAAUGCUUUUUUAAAAUAGGAAAUAUUUUCUCUGUUAUGAAUUAUAGGCUUGGAUUUAAAACUAAAAUAUCAAUUAAAAACAAUUAUUUUUACAAAUUUUACCAAAGAAAAACAAAAAAUGAGAAUUUUGUUCUACCCUGUUUAAUGUUGAAUGUUUGCCUUCUUUAUUAUUUUAGUGUAAAACCAUGGUUACCAGUGUUAAGCUAGAAAUUUGGUAAACAGUAUUCUUAGUGUAUCCUUCUAACACAAUUACAACCAUACAAUUAAAAUGAAAUCAUUUCAACAAACAAGGGCAAUGAGAAAAUUUGGAUUUAUUCCAGUUAGUGAAGAUGAAAAUGGCUGUAUCAGGAUCAAUCUUUUUGAGCCAGUUUUUCUGGUGCUACUAGUUGUCCGUUGCAUGUUUAUUGGAGCUUAUCUAUAUUUUGUUUCAAUUUAUGCACUACAGCAGGAGAUGUUCAUUCUUAACACUGUAUUGCUUAGCAUAAACGUACUUGCAUCCUGUGGAACAUUUUUUUAUAGUUCUCUGUUAAUAGCAUUAGCGGCUGAACGACUCGGAAACAAUACAUUCACUGGAAAAAGUCAUAUUACUCUCAAGACCUUCAUUGCAAUCAUUACUCCCCAACUGUUAUACGCAGCUGGAUGUGUGCUGAACCAACUUCCACUGUUUACUCUGGAUAUUUCUUGGGUUUCAAAAUGUGUUCUUAGCAUUACAUUAAUCUUUGUUAAUAGUCUUGCGCUCAUAGAUAUAUUUUUGUUAGUAUCCACUUGUUAUUUAUGGGUAUUGGAUUUCAAGAUGAAAAUUGCAGAGUUAUUGAAUCAAGAUAAAGCAACAAUCCAGAUUAACAACUUUGAGAAGAUAAACAAUGACUAUUUAAGUCUCAAGCAUGCACUUGAGCCAGCUACAUUUGCUGAAUUUUCUUUUGUUCAACUUUUGUGUGUAGUAUCAGUUUACCUGGCAUUUAAAGGAAACAUAUACAACCUUCUACAAUUUAUUUCUAUGCUCAUGAUCCUUGUUCUCAUGGUAAGAGUUCUAAGUGAUCUGUAUGAAUUAAUGGAGAAGGUAGCAGACAAAGCUGAGGAAGUAGGUCUAGAGCAAUCAAACCUUCGAAGCAUGUUUAGGUACAAACAGAUGUCUGGAAAAAUGAGAAGGGCUGGUUUAUUCACAGGACUAGGAUACUUCACUAUUGAAUUCUCCACCAUCACAGCUUUGCUUGCCACAACCCUCACUUAUCUUAUUGUACUUUUACAGUCAAACUUUUAAUGUUUAUUUCUUUAUGAUUUCCAAUCUUAUAUAAGGCACUCAUACAUUGAUGUUUAUAUCUUUAAUAAAUACAAUUUCAUCAAAAAGGAUUGGGAGGAAGAUUUCUUAUUUUCUAUGUAGAAUUGAGCUAGUAAUGAAGUUUGGUAGUGGUCCUCCUAAAUAUUGAUUAGUUAAACUGUUUAUCUAAUAUCCCUUUGUACACAGAGUAAAGUCAACUUUUAUUAUAUAUAAAUAAUUAGGAAUGUUUUAAUUUAAAUUAUAAAUUCUUUUUUUUUUAAUAAAUUUAUUAUAUGAUAGUAAUCCGGAAACUGCCUUUGAGAUGUUUGAUUCAAAACUGAAAGAUUGCUUUAAUUCUGCUUUUCCUUUAAAAAAGUAAAAUUAUCCAAAACAAAUAGUCCUGUGGAACCAUGGAUGUUGGAUGCUUUAUUUUUUUCUAGAAAAAAUCAGUAAAAAUUACAUCAAAAAAACUUUUUCGGGCUGCAUUUUGACAGUCAGGCAGUUGACUUAGAGGUUUGAUUUUUUGCUUCAAUAAGUUUCAUGACUGUAAAGAAAAAUUAAAAAUUUGGAGACCAUGUCAUAUACUGUUAAAAAAAUAUCGUCACCAAACCCAGAAGAAGCAGAUUAAAUGACAUGUUUGAUUCAAAACUGAAUGAUUGCUUUAAUUCUGCUUUUCCUUUUAAAAAGUAAAAUUAUCCAAAACAAAUGUGGAACCAUGGAUGUUGGAUGCUUCAUUAUUUUAUAGAAAAUCGAAAAACAAACUCAAGUAAAAAAAAAUUAAAUAGCCUACUCCUAAAAGCCUGGCCAAAUUUAAGGAAUAUAAACGUCAUUAUAGAUCAGUUAUCAGAAGAGCAAGAUCGGUUUAUUUUGAAAGUAAGUUUGAUGAACAUUCUAACAAUAUGAAACAAACCUGGAAUACAAUAAAAGAGGUUCUCAAAUAAAACCUUAAGAGUUCAUUCCAAGUUUAUUCUUACACGAUGGAAAAGUCUUUAUGUUUUAAUUUGAUUAGAUAAAAUUAGUGAAGGUGUGGAAGACGAUGUCUGGCCGCGUUAAACAAGUUCCACAAGAUUCAACAGAACGAGAUAGAAUGGAUACGGGGCACAGUACUGAAAAACAUCUACACGUGUGAUCUCGAUAUAAACUAUUAUUCUGAACCCUCUAGUAAUAUGUUAUAAGAAAUAUAUACAC